Messenger RNA from Marmota flaviventris (yellow-bellied marmot), 1992 nucleotides. It is a transcript of the gene Gemin7, whose product is annotated as gem nuclear organelle associated protein 7. Gene Ontology annotation, cellular component: SMN-Sm protein complex. Gene Ontology annotation, biological process: spliceosomal snRNP assembly. The record is from RefSeq and is a predicted model, not a curated record. Lineage: Eukaryota; Metazoa; Chordata; Mammalia; Rodentia; Sciuridae. Gene Ontology annotation, molecular function: RNA binding.
UGGGGAAUCAAGGGCAGGUUCCCGGCCCCGGGAAGGCCCGGAGUGGCGGGAAGAGGCGGAUCGCGCCGGCCGCAGGUGGCGGAGGGGCAGGCGGAGUGCUGUCCCUCGGGGAAGUAAGGAGGACCUGGAUGAUAACAGUAGCAACGAUGGCAGUCGGGAGACCCCCGUCUUCCCCUGGGUGGAAUCACGGGUUUCUUGGGAGCCUGGAGGUGGGAGGAACGUCCAGCCCAACGCCCAGGGCGUGGUGGGAAGUGGACGCCUGGGGGCCGGGAGGACCUACUUAGUAUAAGAAAAGGAGAGCCAUUAGUGGCCCGGAGGAAUUGAAAGAAAACUGACCUGCCCCCAGGGGCGGAGGAGAGGCGUGUUUAGGGUUCGUACCUGCUCAGGUGGCCCCAUUUAACAAAUUUGCCUCAAGACAGGGCAUCCCAAGGUAUGUGCCUGGUCACGUCUGUUCUCUGCUCAGUUGGGUCCUGCCCUUGGCUGUUAACCUGUUAACUCAGCUGGUUCCCUACCCUGGCAGCUGCAAAGGGUUGGCCCAAUGUUGCUUGUCCACUGAGCUCCUCCUUUCUCAUUUUCUUAAAGCGUGCCCUGAGGCCCCAAGCAGGGAGAUCAAUGAAUCCCCUUCCUCUGCCUGGACCUAAAUGAUGAGAUCUAGUCUAAAGGGUCACACCUUGGCUCCAAAACCCUCAAGGGCUUCCCCUGGACUGUGGAAAAAGUUUGUCCUUGUCAUAGGGUAGGGUGAGGGCCCCUGCUCCAUUGGCUGUAGGCCCUGUUGGCUCCCUUGCCUGCCACUCUGCAACCUGUAUCAGCCAGCAUAAUGCAGACUCCAUUGGCCAUUCCUGUGCCUGUGCUCCGGCUCCCCCGGGGCCCCGACGGCUUGAGUCGUGGCUUUGCCCCUGAUGGACGCAGGGCCCCUCUGAAGCGCGUAGCUACUGAAAUCCAAGAGUGUCCCAUCCUUCAAGAAUCUCCAGAAUCCCAGGAACAGCGGGCCCGAGCUGCCCUUCGGGAGCGCUACCUCCGCAGCCUGCUGGCCAUGGUGGGUCGCCAGGUGAGCUUCACACUGCACGAGGGUGUGCAUGUGACUGCCCACUUUGGAGCCACUGACCUGGAUGUGGCCAACUUCUACGUGUCGCAGCUGCAGACUCCCAUAGGUGUGCAGGCUGAGGCACUGCUUCGAUGUAGUGACAUUAUUUCAUACACCUUCAAGCUGUGAAGACAAUAUUGUGGUCACCCUUCUGCUGUGGGCUUAGCCACAGUAUCGCAGGCCUCCAAGUGUUCCUGAGCCAGGCACUGUGGACCCCACAGAGUUCUGAGCUCCCUGGGAAUUUUGAACCAAGCACCUCUGGAUUUUUGAGGCCUCCAGGGUCUAGUUGUAAAAGUCUGCAACCCUAGGAAUUCCAGAUCUCGUUGAAAGGAAUGCUCUACCUUGCAGAACUCUGGACUCUACAGAAAUAUGGGCCAGUGCCAGUUCCUGAAGACCCGGGUGGGAGGGUGGGGGCUGGAGAAAGAUGAACUGCAUUGGAGAGGUUGCAGAAUUCAACCACCCUGAAGAUAACGCCCCAAAGCUCCCCUCCUGCCAAAUAACCAAUUAUCCCAGGAAAAUUUGACUCCUGUUUUUCAUUUUCUAUGUACUCCAUGGGGGAUGGAGUCAAAUUUAGGAGUUGUUAGAAUGGUUAUCCAAGGGCGGAAUCCUGUGGGGCUGGAUACAGAUGGUGAGGAGCUUGGAUAAAGGUGCAGGGAUUGUGUCACCCCGGGUCCCAGGGAUGGCUGGAGACCCCUGAAUGGGGGCUCAGGACCUAAUUUUGGGGUGGGCCCGAUGGACCUUUAUAAGGCGACGGGCAUGGCUCUUAUUGAGUCACUUGGUCCUGCACAGGUGCUCAUGGCAAGCUGCAGACUUUGCUUUUCUGUUCCACACUGGGGGGGAUGCUGUGAUCUUGUGUGGUGGUGUCACUAAGAAGAGGCUGGAGAUUAAAAGAUAGCCUGAAGCUUUGA